AUGACGGAAUCGGGGAACAGUUCGGGCAGCCCUCGGGCUCAGGAGUCUUCCCUGUGUAUCCCGACGUCUCCGCAUGCUAGAGCGAAGCGAAGAAUUGCCGUUCUUGAGGAGGAAGUCGAAAUUUUGAAACAGGACAAGGUAACAAAGCAAAGGAAGACAACCUAUUACAUCUCGCAGGGACGAGCAAUCCGCUGUAUGGUUGCCCUUUAUACUCCCAUAGAAGACCUUAUCGCCGAAAAUGACUGGCAUUGUGAAGAUGGCGACAGUGACACUACCAUCGAACAAGACCGCCACCAAUGUGGCUACAUCGAACUCAGCAAGACGCUACCAUGGAUUCACCAGAAGCUGAUGAGUCUCAACCACGAGGAGUCGGAAGAUAUGCUCAGAAAGGGUGGUCCUCAGCAUCUUUAUUAUAUCCCCUGCGCGGACUCAGCUCGUGGUGACAACAUGGGUACUCUCAAGGAACUUGUGGCAUCGACCGACGACAAGCACCACCGAGGCUUCGUUAAUGAUGCAUGCGGUCGCAUGCUCUGUCCAGCGGAAUGGCGUUGGGACGACCCAGUCGUCAGGGCUGGGAUUCGUGACCGUACCACUGCAUACAUCGUCUCUGAGAACUCAUGGCCGUUGUUCAUGUAUGAAGGCUAUGAAGCUUCCGUCAAGAAUCUCGAGCGCGGUCUCAUGAAGUCAAAAUUGUUAGUUAUGGGAUUCAAGGCCAUCUUUACUUCUCCAUCCUCUGCUAAUGAGGCAGAUGGUGACAGUGACGGCGCCGAUAUCCUCGAGAACAACCGACGCGCCAAGAGACGAUCAGACCAAGCAAGAGUCAAGACUUGUGUCGCCUCUAUCAUAGGUAUGAGGAAGGUGACUCCCCGCGCGAUUGCCUACACUGCUUGCCAAGUCCAAUUUGCUCUUUCAAACAUCACCUCCUGGCGCACUGUAGAUGCAGACUUCGAUUAUCAACUGUUCUGGAAUAACAUCGUAGAUUUCUUUGAAGAUGCGCCAGGUCGAGCUGCGCGAGCUAGGGUACAUGCGCUCCUGGAGUGGAAAGUUUUUGGAAGAAAUCACCGGCAGGACCUGACACUAGAUGUUAUUUCCCAAAUGUCUGUCAGUGCUCUUGCUGCCCAGAGACUGGAGAUGGAGGCGGCCGCAUUUGACUCUGAUUAG
Molecule: messenger RNA, 1161 nt
Organism: Suillus discolor
Lineage: Eukaryota; Fungi; Basidiomycota; Agaricomycetes; Boletales; Suillaceae
Exons: 9
Coding region: 1-1161 (386 amino acids)
Source: RefSeq, a predicted model, not a curated record